This is a messenger RNA of Sinocyclocheilus anshuiensis, 3301 nucleotides long. RefSeq names its product beta-taxilin-like. The record is from RefSeq and is a predicted model, not a curated record. Gene Ontology annotation, molecular function: syntaxin binding. The coding region runs from base 187 to 2820 and encodes 877 amino acids. The transcript has 10 exons. Lineage: Eukaryota; Metazoa; Chordata; Actinopteri; Cypriniformes; Cyprinidae.
GAGUGUUUGGACAACGCUUCCAUUGGUGUUCCAGUGGAGGUUAUUUUGAGGGGCUCGUGCUGUCAGCUGUUGUCUUGAGUCCUUUUGGACCCUCCUUACCUCUCUCUUUCACUCUGAUAAAACUGUGGACUGGCUGGUUCAUUGUCCUCCUUUUCUAUUCAACCCCGAACAGACACGUGUAGGCAUAUGAUGGAGGGCAGUGACCAGACCUCUGAGAACGCCAAUGAACAAGUCAAUGACCCUGAGGAGCAGCCAGUGGACCCCAUGGAGGACUUCAGCCGGCAGUUAGAGGAUAUAAUCAACACGUAUGGAGCGGCAUCGAGCCUGAUGCAGGAGCAGAUCUCCAUCCUGGAGUCUGAGGAGAAAAAGGAAGAGGAGGCAAAGGCUGAUGAAGAGGCUGACCCACAAGAAGCUGGUGCCAGUCCAGAGAAGGAGCAAAAAGCUGAUAAGAAACUCCUCAAGGGCCUGGGUAAAGAGGCCGCAUCCUUAUUGCAAAGCCUGAACAAGCUCGCCUCACCAGAAGAGAAAGUGGAAAUGGUGUUGAAGAAAUACACUGAGUUGGUGGAGGAACACAGGACUGAGAAGAAACAGCUGGAGCAGCUUCAGCAGAGACAGGGUCUUCUGGGCAAGCAGAGAGAUCAGCUUCAGUUCGAGCACAGUCGAGCCAUUCUGGCCCGCAGCAAGCUGGAGAUGCUCUGCAGGGAGCUUCAGAGACAUAACAGGACACUGAAGGAGGAGAGUCUGCAAAGACUGCGGGAGGAUGAAAUGAAUCGGAAGGAGAUCACAGCUCAUUUCCAGAGCACGCUGGUGGACAUUCAGAAUCAGAUCGAGCAGCACAGUAACCGCAACAACAAGCUAUGCCAAGAGAACAGUGAUCUGGCCAGCAAACUCAAGACCAUCAUAGAGCAGUAUGAGCGGAGAGAACAGAGUUUAGAGAAGAUCUUCAAACACAGAGAUCUACAGCAGAAACUGUCUGAUGCCAAGCUGGAAGAAGCCAACAUGCUCCUCAGUCAAGCUGAAGAGAAGCACAAAAGGGAGAAGGAAUAUUUACUCACUCAGGCUGCAGAGUGGAAACUACAGGCUAAAGAGCUGAAAGAGCAGCACACUGUCAUGCAGGCCCAGAUUGUGUUGUACUCCCAGAAGUUUGAUGAGUUCCAGAACACACUAGCAAAAAGCAAUGAAAUUUACAUCACUUUCAAACAGGAGAUGGACAAGAUGACAAAGAAGAUGAAGAAGCUGGAAAAGGAGUCAAACAUAUGGAAGACACGGUUUGAAAGCUGCAAUAAAGCUCUUGUUGAAAUGAUUGACGAGAGAUCAGAAAAGGCCAAAGAGUUUGAACUCUUCACUUUGAAAAUUGACCGUCUAGAGACUCUGUGCCGAGCACUGCAGGAUGAAAGAAAAAGUUUAUAUAUCAAAAUUAAAGAAAUACGGUCCUCAGAAAAGGCAACUCUAGCACCUGCAGUGGAUUUGCCCCAAGUAGAUGAGCUUCCAGAGCUUGUCCAACUUCCUAAGUCAGCUCCCAACCCCAUGUUGACCGCAGAGAUGAAGAGGCUGCGAGAGGAGCAGAUCCGUCUGCAGGAGUUUGCAGCUUCCUUGGUAAGUUCCAUAACAGAUGAUGCUGGAGAAUCUGAUAGUGAGGAAGAGGAGAUGGCACAAAAGAUUCCAGCAAAUCCUGAGGCUACCAAACUUGAAUCCUCUGAACUAGCAGAUAAACCAGAAUCAAUACAAGAUGAACCCUCUACCACAGAAGAAAACAAACCAGAGGUUGUUAGUGUAAAUGAAGAGAAGUCAUUAGUACCCACAAAUCCUGAACCCACCAAACCUGAGACGGAAUCCAAACUUUCUCAAGAGCCUCUACAACCAGAGAUCACUGAACAACAGACAGGAAAACAAGAGUCAGUCAAAGAGGAACCAAGCCAGGAAGAGGCGACAAAAGCAGAAGAGACAGUCGAACAGGAAUCCACUCAGUCAAAGCCUGUCAUGAAAGAAGAGUGCAAAGAUGAAGCAGUUAAACCUGAGCUACCUGAACCAGAGCCUCCCAAACAACAGCCCCUCAAAGAGGAGCAGCCAAAACCUGUCAUGAAAGAAGAGUGCAAAGUUGAAGCUGUAAAACCUGAGCUACCUGAACCAGAGCCUCCCAAACAACAGCCCCUCAAAGAGGAGCAGCCAAAACCUGUCAUGAAAGAAGAGUGCAAAGUUGAAGCUGUAAAACCUGAGCUACCUGAACCAGAGCCUCCCAAACAACAGCCCCUCAAAGAGGAGCAGCCAAAACCUGUCAUGAAAGAAGAGUGCAAAUAUGAAGCUGUUAAACCUGAGCUACCUGAACCAGAGCCUCCCAAACAACAGCCCCUCAAAGAGGAGCAGCCGAAGCCUGUCAUAAAAGAGUGCAAACAUGAAGCUGUCAAACCUGAGCUACCUAAACCAGAGCCUCUCAAACAAGAGCCCCUCAAACAGGAGCAGCCAAAGCCUGUCAUGAAAGAAGAGUGCAAACUUGAAGCUGUUAAACCUGAGCUACCUGAACAAGAGCCUCCCAAACAAGAGCCCCUCAAACAGGAGCUGCCAAAGCCUGUCAUGAAAGAAGAGUGCAAAGAUGAAGCUGUUAAAACUGAGCUACCUGAACCAGAGCUGCCCAAACAAGAGCCCCUCAAAGAGGAGCACGUUGAGAAAGCUGCAGCUGCCUCUGAGGAACCCAAAGCACAGGCGACCAAACCUAAAGCCUCAAAAUCCCAAGAGGCAAAAGCGAAGGCCGGCAAAGCCCAGCCUAAAAAACAAGGUUCAGCCAAGAAGAAAGGUUCUGCAAAGGGUCAGAAUAAAAGCUAAGCCAAAAUGUAUUACCAAAGAAGUUUUUUUUUAUAAUUUCUAGAUUAGAUUGUUUGUGUAGUUAGACAAGUCUGGCUGUUGACAAGUUUAAAGACCAAUUCACACUGCACUGACAGAUGGCAAUAAAAGGCAACGGACACAUUCGUAAGGUUUUGUCUGAUCAGUCUGUUACUCCUGUCAGCAUCUGUUGGUGUUGGUCUGUGCUUGUUUUUGCCAACAGAAUGUUGAAUUAGCAUUUAUCGAGUCUUGGAACGUCUGAGAAGUGACGUAGACCUACUGUACUCGGUCGGCAUUGGUCUGUGUCUGUCUGUGCAGUGUGAAUUGGCCUUAAGUUAAUACAGAUGAUGACAGACUGGUCGUAGGACACGUUCCUUUAUGAAAGUUUAUAAAGAUACAUUUUUAGCUUUAUGAGUGUGAUACUUUUUUCCUCUUGUAAUACUUCUUAGUACCUUCAAAUAAACAUCUGUUCUUGACAAUCUUA